GGGGCGAGAAUGACGUCAGACAGACGCCAAGAGCGAUAGACAGUGACGUCAUGAAUGUGUACUUUGCGUCAAGGGGCGUCCUGGCAGUGUUACUGCCAGCUAGAUUGCCAGCUCUGCAGCACAGAGGUUCUCGCAUGAAUGGCUGCCAUACGCAAGAAGCUGGUGAUUGUGGGGGAUGGGGCGUGCGGGAAAACAUGUCUGCUCAUCGUCUUCAGCAAAGACCAGUUUCCUGAGGUCUACGUGCCGACGGUGUUUGAGAACUACGUGGCCGACAUCGAAGUGGAUUCCAAGCAGGUGGAACUGGCGCUGUGGGAUACAGCGGGGCAGGAAGACUACGACCGCCUCAGACCUCUCUCCUAUCCCGAUACCGAUGUCAUCCUCAUGUGUUUCUCCAUCGAUAGUCCUGACAGUUUGGAAAACAUCCCGGAGAAAUGGACCCCAGAAGUGAAACAUUUCUGCCCCAACGUGCCCAUAAUCCUGGUGGGGAAUAAAAAAGACCUGAGGAACGAUGACCACACUCGGCGGGAGCUCGCCAAAAUGAAGCAGGAGCCGGUGAAGCCGGAGGAGGGCAGGGAAAUGGCCAAUCGGAUCGGAGCGUUCGGGUAUCUCGAGUGUUCAGCGAAGACGAAGGACGGCGUCCGUGAGGUGUUUGAAAUGGCGACACGCGCUGCGCUGCAGGCCAAGCGAGGACGGAAGAAGAACACGUGUGAUCUCCUGUGAGGAACACGCUCCGGGUCGCCCACGUUCCCUCUGCCUCCA
Molecule: messenger RNA, 759 nt
Organism: Spea bombifrons (plains spadefoot toad)
Lineage: Eukaryota; Metazoa; Chordata; Amphibia; Anura; Pelobatidae
Product: transforming protein RhoA-like
Exons: 5
Coding region: 139-720 (193 amino acids)
Biological process (GO): cell migration; small GTPase-mediated signal transduction; stress fiber assembly
Cellular component (GO): dendritic spine; cleavage furrow
Molecular function (GO): GTP binding; GTPase activity
Source: RefSeq, a predicted model, not a curated record